AGUGCGGUGGCGCAUGCGCAGUGGCGGCCGGCUGGAGUGGCAAGUUGUUUGUUCCAGUGUAGCAGCAGCUGCUCUCUCUCUGCACUCUGGAGGAGCUGCCGCUGCUGCUGUUCCAUCCAGUCUUCCUGACCUGAACUCAUUCUCCUACUAAUCCCCCUCUUUCCUUCUAUCUCCUGCCCCUUCUGCUCUCUCACCGAGCUCCUCAGCAGGCAGGGGGGCUGCAAGUCAAACAACAAUAUUCCCUAUAGAUGAUCUACAAAUGAGAAGAAGAAAACGAUGGAACUGCAUAUUCUAGAACACAGGCUAAAAGUGGCCAGCAUAGCCAAGGAGAACAUCCAGUUCUUCACCUAUGGAUUAAUCAAACUUGCUUUUUUGUCAUCCAAAACCAGCUGCAAGUUUUUCAGUCUUACAGAAACUCCAGAAGAUUAUACCAUAAUUGUGGAUGAAGAAGGUUUUUUAGAACUCCCAUCCUCCGAACAUCUAAGUGUAGCAGAUGCAACAUGGCUCGCCCUUAAUGUGGUCUCAGGGGGUGGAAUUUCAUCCAGCUCUCAACCUAUUGGAGUAACCAAAAUAGCUAAAUCAGUCAUUGCACCACUGGCGGAUCAGAACAUCUCUGUGUUUAUGUUAUCCACCUAUCAAACAGACUUUAUAUUGGUACGCGAGAGGGAUCUGCCUUUUGUGAUGCACACGCUGGCAGCAGAAUUUACUAUAUUGCAAGUAGUGAACGGAGAGACUGUAGCUGCUGAUAAUCGUGGAGUGACGAAUGGAUUUGUGAAACCCAAGCUUGUUCAAAGACCAGUUAUUCAUCCACUUUCCAGUCCCAGCAAUAUGUUCUGUGUUACCAGUCUGGAUCCUUAUACACUCCCAAGUGUGACUACACUCCUAAUGGAUGUUAUGUUUUACUCCAAUGGAGUAAAAGAUUCGGUGGUAGGCAGUGAGGAAUCUGGUCACAUCCGGUUCUUCUCCUUCUCCCUCAUUGAGGGCUACAUUUCUUUGGUGAUGGAUGUACAGACGCAGCAGAGGUUUCCUAAUAAUUUGCUGUUUACAAGUGCGUCAGGCGAGCUCUGGAAGAUGGUUCGUAUUGGCGGACAACCUCUUGGUUUUGAUGAAUGUGGGAUUGUUGCCCAAAUCUCAGAGCCUUUAGCUGCUGCUGACAUCCCUGCCUAUUAUAUCAGUACAUUUAAGUUUGAUCAUGCACUGGUACCUGAAGAAAACAUUAAUGGUGUCAUUAAUGCUCUACAAGUCAGCCAAGCAGAGAAGCAUUAGAGGUCCUCUGGCUGGUGGCUCCUUUUUAUUCUCUGUGCAGUAUUUUGAGACAAGGUGAAUCUCUAGAGGUGCCAUGAAGGACAAGAGACACUGAAAUGGAGAUGAACACGAAAAUCUCCAGCAAUUUUUUAUUUUUUUUCCUUUUAUUCACAUAUUGGUUUUCUUUUGUUAGUUUCCAAAGUGAUCUGUAACCUUCCUGCUAACUUGUUAUGGGGGUGGGGGGGGGGGAAGAAAAAAGAAAAAAAAAAAGAAAAAAUAGAAUUUCACAGUUGCAAUUAGUUAUUACUGAGAUGCAGUGAAGCCUUGGUUGUAUAUAUAUGAUCUGCACCUUAUAGAUGUGUUAAUGUUUCAUUCGGGAGCAUCUUUCUGGAAAGUUUUGCAAGCUUAAAAAUGAAUGAACAUCACACAAUGGUGAAGAAUAUUGCACUGUAUUCAUCUAUACUACUUCAAAUGACAUCAGACUUGCAUAAAGAUUGUAAUCCCACAACUAAGUACUACAUAUUUUAGUAGGUCUCAUGCUUCUAAUCCUUGCCAACUCUUGAGAGCAAUAGUUUUCCGGCUCCUCCUGCUUGGGACACGGAUUGAAGUUGUUGGGUGGAAUGGAUGACCUACAUCAGCUGAUCUCACUGCAGUUUCCAUGUAGAGAUGAAAGAGGGAGUGUUGGCAGCUUUGUAUAGUUCCAUGCACCUUUAUUCUGCUUUUACCCCCCUUUUUGUUUCUAUGCAUGGUGAGCUGUGCUUUUGUAGUGAAUAUGCUAGCCAAAAGAGCCUUUUAGAGCUUUUCAAUUGUUGGACUAUGACCAUGUAAAUCAUGCAAGCAACAUCAUUCUUUUGGCCUUGCUUUCAAAGCCGCCACUGCGGCCAAACAAAUGCAUCUUUGUAAAAGAAAAAAAAAAGUAGUCAUGACUAAGCAAUUCAUAAACUAAUUUCUUUCAACUAUACAGUAAGAAAAUAAUAAUAAAAAAUACAAUCCCCUUCCCCGCCCCGCAUGACUAAUGUGGAUCCUCACUCGUAACUAUGUUUGUCCUAAACCUCUACGGUCACGGUUACACAGCAAACACUAAACCGAACCCUUAGUUGAUAAUUGUAUUUUGUGCGAAUACCUGCAUUGAAUCUCUUGCACUAUACACUUAAAUAUUUCCUAAAGACUGAAUUGUGACUAUGAUUAAUUAUGGUAGCAAACAAAUUUCUGAAAAUUCAUGGGAAAUCAAGUUAGUGGAAUUUACAUUAUUUGCUAUGAUUUGGUGCAAUUGGCAGGUUUAAAGCACAUCAACACCUCCUCUUAGUGAAGGCAAGCACAUUGUAGGCUAUAAGCCUGACUGGUUCAUCACCAAAAUGUGCUGACACAAUGGCUGACUUCAUUGUGCGGAGGUGACAAGUAUAUUUUAAAUACAAAUGUGGCCUAAUAGAUGUGUAUGCAAUAGCAGUUUGCACAACUUUAGAAAUUGUUAAAUAUUUUUUUUCUUGCCAUAAGAUAUCAUUAAUGUUUAUCACUCAGAAUUCAUCAGGGUAAUGAACUGUUAGGUCAAGAAUUUGGACUGGAAUUUGGACUGAUAUUUCAUACUUUGUAUUAUAGUGUAUAAUUCAUUCAGCUUCACUGAUUGUAGCCAUUUGUUACUGUUCCUGGGCAGCUUACCCCACCAUAUGUCUCACCUGCACUCCUUUCCUUAGCAGCUGUUUUCAACAACCGUAGUGAUCAUUUUAUAAAAAUAAUUAACAGUUUGCAUAUUCACACAUAUUUUAACAAUAUUUAUUUGUUAGACAUAUCCUGCCAGUUCCAGAUUCUUUUAUUUUUAUUCAAUAGGUCUGAAUUGUACUUAACCUUUUAUAGUAUCAGGCAGAAGCUCUAAUUACUUCAUCAUAUCAGCGUAACAGAAAGUGUGAUGAUAAUACAGUGGACGUAAUCUUUGGUACUCAACAUUGCUGUUCUCCUCUUGACAUUCUUUGUAUGUGUGUGUGUAUGUAUAUAUAUAUAUAUUCUAUACACAUACAUAUACAAUGUUGUUUAUGCAUACGCACAUGCUGUUAGUGCAAAUUCAGAUAUGUAUUGAGGCCUGCAGACAAAACAAAAAUUGUAGAAAGACAUUCUUGUGAUCACAAAUAAAUUACCAAUCUCAUCCAUCUUAAACACACUCAAUAAUUAGAGUAAAUAUCUAGACAUAAUCAAAAUGCUUUCAAAAUUACCCCCCCCCCCUCCCCCAAAUUUUACAGACCAACCACUAAACUGUUUAUUUUCCUAAUGAUACCCUAUACAAAGACAUAAUGGGACUUUAAUUCUGCUCUUAAUGUUGCCUGCACAAGAGAAUGCAUAUACUAGACAUGCCAUUAAAUGAUCUGUUUGUUCAAGAUAUGAGAAUACUCGGGGUAUAGUCUACUACAGGGAAUGAAAUCUUGUUUCAUUGUUUCACCAUUUCAAUGGUAGAAGAGGGCAGUCACAUUUGUAGAGUCCAUGUGAGACAGAAUGUACAAUUAAUAUCAGUCACUUGCAGGAAUGAAGCCUUAAGCUGUUCGUCUGAUCAUCAACCCUAGAGCUUAAAUGUUAGAUAUUAAUUAUACAGGUAUCUGACACCAUUUCCUUUUGCCUAGAUUAGGAUAAAACGAAGCUUCAAAAACUGUUAAGGAAAAAAAAGUUGGAGAACAAAUGAAAGAAACUAUUUUUUUUGAUCGAAUUAUCAGAGUUUUGUCAUUAAAUUCUAAUAGUUACUUUUAUUUUGAAGUGUCUGUAUAGUUACUCAACAUUUUAAUGUUAUUCUAUACAUCUUUAUUCUUUAGAGAAGUAGAACAUUCUGAAUAUAUAGUGUAUAAAAGGAGCAGUGACAAUUACUGACGCACUGCACAUUAGCGUGUCAGUAAUUACAUAGAUGUACAAUAUACAGUAUAGGACCAUCCAGGGUAUUGGCAGCAGUGACAGAGAAUGACCUUCUGUCUCCCUUUUACCGACCUCCCAGCACUGCUGUGACUUUUGCACAUUCUCUGCAGCGCAUAGCUGGCUCGCAGGCAAGUAAUGGGGAUUCUACCCAACAAUGUCUGAGCAAGGUUCAGUUAAAUAACCAUCAUCACCGCCUCCUCCCUUUACCAAGAACCCCUAUUAGUGCAUAAUGUCAGGAUCUCCUCAUACAAUUAUUUUAUUUUAUUUUUAUUACAAUUGGUAAAUCUACCUGUCAAGUGCAAUACAAUGCGGUUCCCUGGAAAAAUUGACUUUACAUAAAAUAUUUGUACAGAAUUUGUGUAUACAAAUGUUUAAUGACCGUGACUGAAAAAACAACAAGAUGAAUAUUUUAUUAGAGCCAAAGAUAUAUUCUGGACUGUAAGUGCUCACAGUUUAUGCACAGGACAAAUGUCCUCCCUUCGCUAAAAUCAUCUGCUGUACCAAAUUUGUUUAGCUUCAUAUAUUAAUGUUUUGUUACUUUGUGAUUUAUAUUAAUCACAAUAUUUUAAACUGCGAAAAAGCACAAAUCUGUAAAACAUUGUUUGAAUUGAAAAUAAUCGUAAACAAAUGAGUCCUCUAUGUCCAGCAUUUAUAUGAGGAAAUCCUGAAACAAUGAGCCAGGGGGAGUAUUUGUAAAUAUAGAUUACAAUGCAAUACACUAAUUCUCCAACAGUAGUAUUUUUACAUCUGCUUUUUGUGACACUUAGUAUACACUUGUAGGGCUACACAUGAUGGAGGCAACCAUUGGAAUGGGUUUACAUACUGUAUGUGAGUUAGACAGUGGCCAGGAUCCCAACGCAGUUGUGAUGCUACAUAAAGCAUUUUAGCUGUGCAGGCACUCUAACUUUAAACGUGUCACUUUACCAGCGCGUUUAAAGUUAUAAUGCCCCCACGGUUAAAAUUCUGUAAGUAGCAUCACAACUGUGCAGCGAUACUGGCGCUGCCAUUUUGGUUUCAACGUAGUCACUGUUGACAAAGUGACUGAUUAUAUACUGUGGGAUGAACCAUUUUUAAUGAGAUCGUGACUUAUUAAUUCAUUAGAUUACACUGACAUCCUUAGUCCCUUGUAAUGCAACUGGAUGAACGCUGCCUCUGUUGUAUUGAAGAGACAGUAACACUUUAUAAAGAUUUGAGAUUGCAUACUUGCCAACUCUCCCGGAUCAUCUGGGAGACUCCUGAAAAUAGGAUGGGCAAGUCUCCUGGAGCCGCCCCCACCCACCGAAGUGGGCUGUACAGGCAGACGAUGAUGCGAUUCACGUUGAAUUAUGUCAUCAUGGCCCUGCCCACCUGCUUCACAAUGCCGGUAAUAGAGGUAUUGUAUAGCACGGGUGGGGCCACAAAGUAAUUGCAUCAUCACCCCCCCCCCCCCACCCCCCAAGUACCAUCCUCCUCUGCGGCGCCACAUCCCUUGUAAUAUCGACCUGGCAGUCCCCUCCUGCAGAGGCCAGACCAAAGGUCAGCAAGUAUGCUGAUAAUGUAUACGCUUAUACAGUCCUCCAAUGAGCACAGCUAGCAGAGUGCAUGCCUUGAAAUAAGCCCAGAAUAAAAUGCCAUAUGAUACAUAUGGCUCUGCAGCACUUCAUAUGGUGUAUCUUCUUGCUCUGCCAAAGACUUGCUCUUAGUAAAGUUGUGUAGGUUAUUGUGGAUGACUUAUUAGCAUUGGUGCACCAGCAAGCAGUUUAUUCUUAUCUAGUGUUGCUGCCUGGAAGGACCAUGAACUAGGGAUUACUUGAAUCUGGCAGCAACCAUUGUGAGCCUUACUGGAAUGAAAAAGAGUUAUUCUAACUUUUAUUUUUGUAAACAUUGCACUCAGGCCAUUUGUUGAUACAGAAUGUAUGGUGUGUGCUUCUGUUUUUAAAGAUGAUGCCUUUUUUUAGUCCAUGUUAUUAAAUCUGAGAAGUAGGCCAUCAGCUCUUAAUAGAAGAACGAUAAGAGUUAAUUUCUUCCCACCAGCACUACUGGAGUUAAACAUUGGCCAAAGUGUCAUGUCUCCCAGUAACCGUACAUAUUAGCCACCAGGAAGUGACAAUCCUGGGGAAAGGAUAUAUAUGAGGUUCUCUAGCUAAAGCAAAAACAAAUGAAGUACCGUUGAUUGCUAAAAUAAUGUAAGUCGUGUAUAUCUGGACAGGUCGCUUGUGCAUAAACUACUAUGUAUUCUCUACCCGCAGUACAUACUUAAUGUUUUGUAGUAGGUGGAAAUCCCCAUUUCAUUUUGAGGGCCUUUUUUUCUGAUCCUGGUAGCAUAGAACAGAUGAUUUAAUUUGGGAUACAGGCAUUUGUGAAUGAAAUGCCGUUUACAUGAUCUAGCUCUCUGCUACAUUAGAGCUACAUUGGGUCUGUAACACUAAAAUGUCUGCGUUGCAGCUUCCUCCCCUCAUCCUUGAGUAAAAUAGAAGGUGGUUUGCCAUGAUACUACUAUAAGAAACCCAAUUACAGAUUUAUUGAUUGAGUUUCAACAAUCUCUUAGUAAGUGUCCACGUUGUCUUGGUGUAUUUAAGUAUGUUCACACUAAAGUAUCUAAACUUGCAAUAGUUUCAGAAGCUUACUAAUAUUGUACAUUAGAUUCCCAUAGCAAUAUGCAUCACAGGCUGUUCCAAUUUGUAAAUCAGCCAUAUGCCUAGGAUGCAUUGAGAAGGCAAUGCUCAAUAGCUCUAGCUAAUCACACUAGCUAUAUCCAUUAAUAGUGAAUUUCUAAUAUUUUUCUUAUCAUACUGGCUUUAUGUACUUCUACCUACCGUAAUAACCCAGCACAUGGAGUAAUGGUGGAAAGGCUCUUUAGGUGCAUUGCCCAGGAGAACCUCAGGGGUACCUAUGCUGUAAAACCAGUCAGGGCGACACGAUACUGUAGUGUUGUUACUUGUUUAGUUUUACGCAUUGUUUGUUGCGUUUAUUGGCGGUUUUUUAAGCUAUUGAUUGAAAUGUUUUUCUUGCAGUACUGUGAAAGGAGAGAGCCAGAAUUGAAGCCAUGCAGGUGUCAGGUGAUAGGGAAUGUGCAGAAAUAAAAUGAGUAUUUUUAAAAAUAUAUAUUAGGGAAAUGGAUUUGUCUGUUAUUGGUUAUAAACUGGCCCAGCACUGAAUAAAAUAGAUUCAUAUGGGCUUCAUGGUUCAAGAAUUAAUAUUGCUAAAAUAGAAGUGGAUCCUUAAUGAGAACACUUUAUCAUUAACCAACAAGAUGCACACGUGGGAUGCAGUAAAAAUCCCGCCCGUGGGGAUCCCAACUGUCAGAAUACCGACGGAUCUUGGAGGUAAGUACGGGGGUUGUAGUUAGGCUGUGGGAGUGGAGGAGGUUAUGGUUCGGUUGUAGGUGGGGUGGCUUUAGGGGUAGGGUGUAAAUACCAGGCUCCAUCGGGAUACCCAACCCGUUUUGUAGGCAUCUAUCUUUAUACCAUUCUGAGCAGCCUCUUUCACUUUAUUCAACUGACACUUGAAAGGACUCUCUAAGACAUAGAAUGUGACUGUACUGAUAACUUAUGUUGUUAAACUUCUUUAAAAAAAAUUACAUUUUCAAAUAAGUUGUCAUGACUUAGAAACUGUUGAAUAAUAUUUAUAACAAAUAGUAAGCUUAUUUAAUAACACAAUGCAGUGCUUUAACCCAUAGAAUCCGAUUGCUGUGAUUUUAUUAAGGUGUGCUUGAUUAGGGUGUCAGUCCUAUACACUUACAUGUUCCAACUUUUAGUGGGAGAGGCUAGAGCAACCUGUAACAAUCAGUGAAUUGGAAUGAGUACUACAACACAUAAGGGGAAGUAUGGUCAUUUUGCGAUGGGGCAAUGUCCUGUCCAGUUGUGUGAUUGUAAGGAUGCAGUUUACCCAACAGUUCUGUAGAGUGACACCAAGUUCCUGAUGCUGGAAGAUUGCAAUAUCAAACACAUCCUUACAUGAAGCACAGUUCGUAAUAACAACUUUUUAGUUGUGUUUAUAUCAAAAUGAAGGUGCUCGGUUGUUAUGGGUUACAGCACAUUUGCACACAUUGCACUAUGUUAUUGAAUGUCAUAUCAUGUUUAAUUUAGGAGCCUCUUCUAUUUGAACUAGAUUUGCUUUCAUUAAUAGGCAACUAAAUAUGUUUACUUAAUUAUCCGUGAUCUUAUUGCAGUGCGAUAUUUUGUAUCCUCUUAUGACUAUUGAGCAUACAGCUAGUGUGCUUGAUCAUUUCAAUUUAUGUUGUUUUGCCUUUGUCUGUGUUACUUUUGUGUUUACUAUACAUAUCUGCUGGAAACCCUUUAAUAGUAUUAGAGAUAAUUGGUAGCCAAUGCUGAAACGGAUAACUUGCGGUGGUCAUUACAUUAUAAAAAUUGAGUCAAAAUGGCAUGUUACCAUGAAUUUGAAAAUCAGUAUUUGCUUGAAAGUGUGCACGCUAUCUACACUAGAGGCGGACAUUUUGUGGACUGUGCCAGUAUUCAGAAGAAAGCAGCUUUUUAAUUUACUAUAUUGAAAUAAGUGCAUCAACAAGCACUGGUGAAAUUCAUUUUGUGCCUCAUGUCUUAGUAAAGUCACUAGAGAAUGGAUGGGAAUAAAAUAGGUUUAGUCCACAAAAUGACUACCUACGCCUUGUGCAAUGGUUGGGUCCACUUUCACUAGAGCUCAAAGGAAGUACAUGCUUAUUAUGACUGGAUAAUCACAGAUUUGUGUGUCCUGCAUCGUCGGAAAUAUCAAACUCCAUGUAACAAGCUAAUAUAUUUCUUUGUUUCUGUACACUUUCCAAAUAAUUUUCACACUCCAUUUUAAAUUGUUACCCUGUAAAAAUCUUACUUUGGUGUUAAUUUGCACAAGGCACAAGUCAUCCAAAGAAAAUAAGUAUUACUUUUAUUAUAAAAGAAAAGAAAGUCUUUUCUCAUUACUUUGCUCAUUUCUUAGUAUUGGUGCCUUUCUCAUACCUCUGUUUUGAAAUUGUGUUUUUAUUGAUUAUUAUACCCUUGGACUUAGUCUCAUUGUGUAGAAUUUGGGAAUGAAUAGAUAAAAACAAAUUAUUUUACUUCAUGCUUGAAUGAC
This is a messenger RNA of Pseudophryne corroboree (corroboree frog), 9180 nucleotides long. RefSeq names its product cytosolic arginine sensor for mTORC1 subunit 2 (gene CASTOR2). Bases 277 to 1266 code for a protein of 329 amino acids. NCBI's taxonomy places the organism in Eukaryota, Metazoa, Chordata, Amphibia, Anura, Myobatrachidae. The record is from RefSeq and is a predicted model, not a curated record. The transcript is spliced from 9 exons. Gene Ontology annotation, biological process: negative regulation of TORC1 signaling.